AUGGCCAUCGCAAAAAGCCCCUUCCCUCGGCUCAACAUACCAGAGAAGGACAUUUUCUCGUUCCUCUUCCAAAGGGAGGAUCGACCGUUCCCUGAGCAACACCCGAUCUUCCAAGAUGCAGACACUGAUAAAAUCUAUACUUACGCUGACAUCAAGCGUAUGGCUCUGGAUUUCGGAGCAGGAUUAAAGGCCCGAUUUGACUGGAAGAAAGGAGAUGUUAUCACCCUUUUUGCUGCCAACGACAUCGACUCUCCAGGUGUAAUACUUGGCACUCUGUGGGCGGGCGGUGUAGUUACUCCUGCAAAUGCUGGGUAUACUGCUCGAGAACUUGCGUACCAACUCAAGGAUAGUGGAGCACGCGUCGUCGCUACCCAGUACCACUGUUUGCAGACGGCCCGGGAGGCCUGCAAGACCGUUGGCAUCUCCGAGGAUUGCAUCGUGCUUCUGGGCCAGCAGCGUGAUCCAACUGGACGAGUGCAACAUUAUACCUCUAUCCGCAAUACCAGCGGUGCAACUAGAUACAGACGGAAUAAAAUAUUGCCCAAGACCGACAUUGCCUUUCUCGUCUAUUCCUCUGGAACCACCGGCAAACCAAAGGGGGUUCGACUUUCACAUUACAACUUGAUCUCCAACGUCUGCCAGCUCCAACCUGGCGAACAAUAUAAUCUCACAUGGGAUGGCUCGAGGACGACCGCCGAUAUACCCCUUCCGCGGGCAGGCGCAGGAGGUGACAAGAUCCUGGCAUGUCUUCCUUUCUUUCAUAUUUACGGGUUGACUACCACGAUUCACAAUCCGCUCUAUACCGGGACGACUACGAUAGUUCUAUCGAAAUUCGAAAUCGAAAAGUGGUGCUCGCUGGUGCAGAAGCACUCCAUCACGUUCUCAUACAUCGUUCCACCCAUAGUGUUGCUCCUUUGUAAACACCCGGCCGUCUCCUCCUACGAUCUCUCCAGCAUCCGCAUGACCAACUCCGGAGCGGCACCACUGUCGCGCGAAAUGGUUGAAUCCUGCUUCAAGAGAACUGGGAUUCGAGUCAAGCAAGGUUACGGACUGUCUGAGACGAGUCCGACGGCGUUCAAUCAGCCCUGGGAUGACUGGAACGUCACAAUUGGCAGUGUAGGUCAGGUGCUGUCUAACAUGGAAGCUAAAAUCUGUGUCCCUGUCGACCUCAGCAGCGACGAGUGCGCCAGCUCGUCCGCGUCAAGCGACCAUCACCAAGAUGCAGCUCCGUUGCCGUUUGGCACGAUCGGUGAACUUCAUGUCCGUGGGCCCAACAUCUUCAUGGGCUACCACAAUAUGCCCGACGCAACCGCUGGGUGCCUUUCACCUACUGGAUGGUUCCGAACUGGUGAUGUUGGUUUCCUGGAUCCCAAAGGGAACUUGUUCAUUACGGACCGUGUCAAGGAGUUGAUCAAGUACAAGGGCUUCCAAGUUGCGCCCGCCGAGCUGGAAAGUUAUCUCCAGGAGCAUCCUUUCGUCGAGGACUGUGGCGUUGUGGGCGUCCCAAGUACAGCUCUAGGAACCGAAGUGCCCAGGGCAUACAUCGUGCCAAAAGGGAGACUCACCUCACUGGCUGCUGGUGGAGCAGACCGAGAACGAGCCCAAGCACAGGCAAUUGUGACUUGGCUCAACGGGCGGGUGGCCAACCACAAAAAGUUGAGGGGUGGCGUCAAAUUCGUAGCGGAGAUUCCCAAGAAUGCCAGCGGCAAGAUAUUACGUCGAAUCAUGAAAGAAUGGGUCAGGGACGAGGUCAUAAACGAGCCGUGCUCCAGCGUCGGAGCCCCUCGUUCUAAGAUUUGA
Molecule: messenger RNA, 1800 nt
Organism: Cladophialophora bantiana CBS 173.52
Lineage: Eukaryota; Fungi; Ascomycota; Eurotiomycetes; Chaetothyriales; Herpotrichiellaceae
Exons: 3
Coding region: 1-1800 (599 amino acids)
Biological process (GO): secondary metabolic process
Molecular function (GO): CoA-ligase activity
Source: RefSeq, a predicted model, not a curated record